Messenger RNA from Ziziphus jujuba (common jujube), 1599 nucleotides. RefSeq names its product tetrahydroberberine oxidase-like. The coding region runs from base 1 to 1599 and encodes 532 amino acids. The transcript has a single exon. Gene Ontology annotation, molecular function: oxidoreductase activity; FAD binding. The record is from RefSeq and is a predicted model, not a curated record. NCBI's taxonomy places the organism in Eukaryota, Viridiplantae, Streptophyta, Magnoliopsida, Rosales, Rhamnaceae.
AUGUUUCCGCUUGCAUUUGUUAUUCUGUUAUCAAUUUCAGGGGCUGCUUUUUCAGCUGAGACCCACGAAAACUUUCUUCAAUGUCUUUCCCAAUCUCCAAACGCGAGUGCCAUUUCCCAGCUCAUUUACACUCCUACACAUCCCUCAUAUUCAUCCAUCUUAAAUUUUUCCAUACAAAAUCCAAGAUUCUCUUCUCCCUCCACCCCAAAACCCCUCGUUAUUCUUACACCAUUGCAUGUUUCACAUGUCCCAGCAGCCAUUAACUGUUCCCGGCAUCAUGGCAUGCAGAUUAGAGUUCGAAGCGGUGGCCAUGACUAUGAAGGUCUUUCGUACGUUUCUGACGUACCAUUCCUUGUAAUCGAUCUGAUAAACCUCACUUCGAUCACGGUAGAUCUUGAAGAAAGCACCGCAUGGAUUGAAGCUGGUUCUACAAUCGGCGAAGUUUAUUACAGAAUUGCAGAGAAAAGUAGAACUCUCGGAUUUCCUGCUGCUAUUAUCCCCACUGUGGGUGUUGGUGGACAUUUAAGUGGAGGAGGCUACGGAACUAUGUUGCGAAAAUAUGGCAUAGCAGCUGAACAUGUUGUUGAUGCACAUAUAGUUGAUGCUGAAGGAAGAUUUCUUGAUAGAGAAUCCAUGGGAGAAGAUCUCUUCUGGGCUAUUCGAGGUGGUGGAGGAGCGAGCUUUGGAGUUGUUCUUGCAUGGAAGAUUAAGCUCCUUCCUGUUCCAUCAACUGUGACUGUAUUCACAGUUAAUAGGAACUUGGAACAAAAUGCAACCAAACUCGUUCAUCGUUGGCAAAAUGUCGCGGACAAACUUGAUGAAGAUCUGUUUAUUAGAGUCAUCUUGCAAAGUGUAAUUACCGGUGAAGAAGGGAAGAAAACAAUACAAGCUUCAUUCAAUUCAUUGUUCUUAGGAGUUGAUAGGCUUCUUCCGUUGAUGGAGAAGAGCUUUCCCGAGCUCGGUUUAACGAAACAAGAUUGCAACGAAAUGAGUUGGAUCGAAUCCACUCUUUACUUUAGUGGAUUCCCAAGUGGAGAAUCAUUGGAAGUUUUGCUUGACAAGCGUCCUUCACGAGUGAUAUUACCUUUCAAAAUAAAAUCUGACUAUGUGAAAGAACCUAUUUCCGAAACUUCAUUGGAAGGAAUAUGGGAAAAGAUUUAUGAAGAAGAGGUGGGAAAGGCUAUGCUAAUCUUUGUUCCUUAUGGAGGGAAAAUGAAGGAGGUUUCGGAAUCCGAAAUUCCAUUCCCACACAGAGCUGGAAAUAUCUACAAAAUUCAAUACUUGCUGAAUUGGGAAGAAGAAGGGAAUGAAGCUGCACAAAGUCAUAUAAGUUGGAUGAGAAAGUUUUAUGAUAAUAUGACUCCCUUUGUGUCCAAAAAUCCAAGAGCUGCAUAUUUGAAUUAUAGAGAUCUCGAUAUUGGAAAAAAUGGCAAGGGAAAUACUAGUUACACUGAAUCUAGCAUAUGGGGGAUCAAGUAUUUCAAAAAUAAUUUCGAUAGGUUGGUUCAAGUAAAGACUGUGGUCGAUCCAACCAACUUCUUUAGGAAUGAACAAAGCAUUCCACCUCUUUAUUCAAGGGUGAGGAAAACGGGCAACUAA